Messenger RNA from Triticum aestivum (bread wheat), 1290 nucleotides. RefSeq names its product acetylserotonin O-methyltransferase 2. The transcript has 2 exons. The record is from RefSeq and is a predicted model, not a curated record. Lineage: Eukaryota; Viridiplantae; Streptophyta; Magnoliopsida; Poales; Poaceae. Gene Ontology annotation, molecular function: protein dimerization activity; O-methyltransferase activity. Bases 120 to 1217 code for a protein of 365 amino acids.
CGUACUUGGAAAACUUAGUGUUACCAAAAUUGACAACAAAUUCCACAUGCAUCCCUGAUCCAUCGAUCUAUAAGAGCCCUAUAGCUAACUAAAAGCCUAAAACCGGAGGCAUACCUAGCAUGGCGACGCCCAACCAAGAAGACGAGCUCACCAUGAGCACCGACGAGUUCCUGGAAGCUCAGGCGGAGCUGUACCACCACUGCAUCGCCUUCGUCAAGUCACUGACGCUCAAGGCUGCCACAGACCUUGGCGUCGCCGACGCCAUCCACCGCCGCGGAGGCGCCGCCACCUUGUCUGACCUCGCAUCCGAGACCGGCGUCCACCCCACGAAGCUCUCCAACCUGCGGCGCAUCAUGCGCGUGCUCACCGCCUCCGGUAUCUUCUCCGUCCAGCACAGCGACGUCCUCAGUGAUGAUGACGCCGUGUAUAAGCUCACCCGUGUCUCCCGGCUCCUCGUCAAGAGCUCGAGCUACCCGCUAUCUCCGGUGGUGCCCGUGCUCGUUGACCCGUUCGCCUGGUCCGCGCUCCUCAGAAUGCCGGAGUGGCUCGCCACCGACGAGCGCGCGUCGCUGUUCGACCUCGCGCAUGGUUGCCCAUUGUGGGACACGACCGUGGAGGACGGCGGCCUGUUCAAAGACGGCAUGGCUGCAGACAGCCGCGUCUCCAUGCAGGUCCUGCUGGCGCGGUGCGGCGGGGUGUUCGAGGCCGUGCGCAGCUCGCUGGUCGACGUCGGUGGCUCCCAUGGCACCACCGCAGCCGCGGUCGCGAAAGCGUUUCCGCACAUCAAGUGCACCGUGCUGGACCUCCCUGACGUCGUCGCCGGCGCUCCUGCCAACGACGCAGCCGUGACCUUCGUCGCCGGCGAUAUGUUCGAGUAUAUCCCACCAGCGGACGCUAUUCUACUCAAGUGGAUUAUGCAUGAUUGGAAGGACGAAGAUUGCAUCAAGAUAUUGCGUCAGUGCAAGGAAGCAAUCCCAUCGAGAGAUGCCGGAGGAAAAGUGAUAAUUAUUGAAACGGUGGUCGGUUCUGGAUCUCCGGGGGCUCAACAAAUCUUCUCCAAGGAGGCACAGGUUUUGAUGGAUGUUUUUAUGAUGUACAUUGAUGGGAUCGAGCGAGAGGAGCAUGAGUGGAGUAAGAUUUUCUUUGAAGCCGGGUUCAGUGACUAUAAAAUUACACCAACAAACGGAGUUCUAUCGGUUAUCGAAGUGUACCCUUAGAUUUACCUAUCCCGGUCUACUAUGUUGUAAUCUUUACAAUUUAAUGCAAAUGGCGCAUUUAUUAUCUUAUUAA